UUUGACAUUUAUUACCUUCUCCAAUGACAAAUAUUAAUUCGUUUUACAGAUUCAUAGGAUUCUCUGAUUAAUAGGAAAGAAGAAAAUGAUUAAGUUUCUUCUCCUAGGUGCAUUUGUGGCCUUGACGAGCGCACAAUUUCAGCCCCAACCAACUGGAAGGAUUCUAGAACCACCGAUACCGGCAUUGUGCGCACAACGAACAAUUCAUGAACGCUUUAACGGAAAGGGUUAUUACUAUUCGUGGGCUGAUCCUAGAACAAAUGGACAAGAAGUUGAUUGGCUAGCUGGUAGAAAUUUUUGUAGACAACGAUGCAUGGACCUCGUAUCUUUGGAAACCUCUGCUGAGAACGAAUUUAUCAAGAGUCGCAUCGUUCAAAACAAAGUGAAAUAUAUUUGGACGUCCGGUCGUCUCUGCGACUUUAAAGGAUGCGACAGACCUGAUCUUCAACCACUUCAUAUAAAUGGUUGGUUCUGGACAGCCGAGUUGCAAAAACUUGCACCAACUAACAAUCGCAAUCAAAACGAUUGGUCUGAGAGUGGCGGUAUUGGAAAGCCUCAACCUGAUAAUCGUGAGGCCAUUCAAGGUGGUGCUCCAGAAAAUUGUUUAGCAGUUCUUAAUCAAUUUUACAACGAUGGCGUUAAUUGGCACGACGUUGCUUGUCAUCAUAAAAAACCAUGGGUGUGCGAAGAUAAUGAUUCUCUUUUAAAAUACGUUCGUUUUACUAAUCCAAACCUCCGCGUUUAAUUGAAUAACUUAAAAGGAAAAUCUGACGAGUGGAUAAACCAUUAUUAUUUGAACUAUUGUUACUCCAUUAAAUUAUGAACAUUUUUAAGAUUAAGUAAUGCGACUGAAUAGUGUAUAGGGCGAUUAUAUUUAUUACAACAACAACAACAACAACAACAACAACAACAACUUAAUCACAAUUUAAUUAAUUAAAUGCAUUACUCAUGUCACAGUAUGCGUCGUUGUACAAGAUGUACCGAUUCAAAUAGAUUGUCCAUAAGUACCAUAAGCAUUGUCAAUAUUUAUCUUUUACAAACGAUUAGUUUUAUACCCAGGAAGAUUCACAAUAAGUCUUUGAGGCACAACUCAUGAAAUAUAUCAGAAAA
Molecule: messenger RNA, 1110 nt
Organism: Polistes dominula (European paper wasp)
Lineage: Eukaryota; Metazoa; Arthropoda; Insecta; Hymenoptera; Vespidae
Product: L-selectin
Source: RefSeq, a predicted model, not a curated record